Messenger RNA from Symbiodinium natans, 1698 nucleotides. NCBI's taxonomy places the organism in Eukaryota, Dinophyceae, Suessiales, Symbiodiniaceae. The record is from the annotation of a GenBank genome assembly.
AUGCCGACCGCAGACACAGAGAAGAAGGUGAACAUGCAGAGGACGUACUCCGACCCAGACCUGCCUCAACUGCUACCUCUGCCAGCACGACCGUCCUCGUCCUAUGAGCCACGACCCAAGGUCAAAGAGGCCGCCCAGUUCACGGACGAUGUCAUGCAGGCCAUGGCAGAGAAGCUGGGCAUCAACGUGAUGUCACAGCCGGAGUUCAACUGGGUGAUCCGAGACUGCCUGCUCUCGCUGCGAGACGAAGGUUGGACCUGCCAGGUGCGAAGCGGUGACCUGGAGUACUGCUACAAGUACAAGGAUGAGACGCGACCGUACCACCCCAUUGCGGAGGCGCACCGGAAGCUGGCAGAGCGGCUGAUGGCCUCGCAGAGCGAUCUUCAGAUGAAGCAUUUGGAUCCACACUAUCGCGUGCGGCAUCACGUCUAUCGCGCCAUCAUGGGCGAGAAGGACGUUCGCCGCGUCUGCACGCCCAAGUUGAUCGAGGAAAUCAUGAAGGAUUUGGACGUGAGCCCGUCGGAUGAGCCUUACCUGAUUCGGAGGAUCAAGACAUCUGUCGAGGAUGCCUACUUCAGGUACAAACGGACUGGCAAGUUCCAAACCACCAUCGAGAACUGCGUGGACGUGGAGUCCCUGGUGGUCAACCUAGAGCUGGAUCGCGUUGGCUUCAUGAAGAAGAUCUCCCCGUCAGGACUUCUUUACUGCGUGGAGUGCCAAACCUCCCUCGGGGAUGUGAUCUCUGCCGGCUGCCACGACGUCCUGUGCAACCAGUGCGCUGUUGAGACGCACAGCACUGGGAACCGGCAGGAUGCUCCGCUGGUCUUCAUCGAGCAGGCAGUCUGCGCCGAGUGUACAACCAAGUCCGCUCUGGUGCGCUGCCAAGACUGCGUGGAGCUCUUCUGCUACGACUGCUUCAAGCUGACUCAUGCUGCCGGGAAGCGCAAGCGCCAUUGUGUCGGCCUUCCUCAGAGGACCUUCUGCUUCGAGUGCGACACGCGAGAGGCUGUGAGCAGGGAGAAGAUUCUGCACGCACUCGCCUCUCUCAUGGCCAACAAGGAUGCAGCCUAUGUGGCAGGUGUGCGCAACCGUGCCGCGAAGGGCAACUUGCAGAUCAAAGGCCAGAGCAUCACCGAGGAGAUCGUGGAUGAGGCUCUCACCCGACUGCCCAAGGCCGAGGAGAAGACGAAGCCUUUGGAGCCUCCGGCCGCGGUUGGUGCUCGUUGGACCCCUUCCUCGGCCUCCAUCGCCUCAAUCGUGAGCAAGGCCCUGAUGGAGUGUGAGGAUGCCGAGCAGUACAUGGAGCGCGUCCGGGUCGUUGGGGAUGCCAAGGUGGCCGUCCUGCCAAAGCCAGAUGUGAACACCACGCCCACUGGGGAAUUCCUCUGUUCAGAGGAGUGGGCGGAUACCGUGGCACGGAUGGUGAACCGCAAGGACGGCCGUGUCUACGUGCGACUGCGCAACUUCAGCGGCUGGGUGUCCUCACGGUCCCGAAACGACUACAACAAGGUCGUGCUGGAUGUCGAGGAAGGGAAACCUUCGCUGGAGCCGGGCACGGCCCAGGUCAUCGCCAUGAGCCGGGCCAUGCGAUUGCUUCCGCACAUGACGCAGGAGGGCUACCAGAUCUCCAAUGCCAGCGGCACGAAGGUGCGCCGCUUCCGCACCACCGUCAUCACGCCGAAGCUUCGUCCGACUUAG